Messenger RNA from Prunus dulcis (almond), 669 nucleotides. RefSeq lists its product as uncharacterized. Gene Ontology annotation, molecular function: nucleic acid binding. The transcript has a single exon. Bases 1 to 669 code for a protein of 222 amino acids. NCBI's taxonomy places the organism in Eukaryota, Viridiplantae, Streptophyta, Magnoliopsida, Rosales, Rosaceae. Gene Ontology annotation, biological process: DNA integration. The record is from RefSeq and is a predicted model, not a curated record.
AUGAUAGCACCCAAAUCUUCCGGCGGUCAUUCUUACAUCCUUGCAGCCACAGACUACUUUUCAAAAUGGGCAGAAGCUGUACCUCUAAAGGAAGUGAAGAAAGAAAAUGUAGUGAGCUUUAUCAAAGUAAACAUCAUUCAUCGGUAUGGUGUGCCACGUUACAUCAUCACAGAUAAUGGAAAGCCAUUCUCGAACCGGUUAAUGGAUAAAUUGUGUGAAGAUUUCAGUUUCAAGCAACGUAACUCUUCAAUGUACAAUGCUCCAGCCAACGAUCUUGCAGAAGUGUUUAACAGAACUCUUUACAACCUGCUGAAAAAAGUUGUCGGGAGAACCAAGAAAGAUUGGCACGAAAGGAUAGGCGAAGCAUUAUGGGCUUAUCGGACGACAUACCGGACGCCUACUCCGCCUACACCGUACUCGCUUGUAUAUGGCGUGGAAGCAGUCUUGUCUCUAGAAAGUCAAAUCCCGUCAUUAAGGAUGGCCGUACAAGAGGGAUUGACUAAUGAAGAGAAUGCAAAGUUGCAUGUCCAAGAAUUAGAAGCACUAGAUCAAAAGAGACUCGAAGCGCAACAACGCUUAGAGUGUCAUCAAGCUCGGCUUUCGAAUGCUUUUAAUAAGAAAGUCCGCCCUAGAUCUUUUCAGGUAGGAGAUCGUCCUCGCAUUACAUAG